GAACAGGUAUCGCACCGACCAACGUUCGAGAAAAGAGCCCUCGGAAACCGAUCAAAAUACAACAAAAACAAAAAUAAAGGAGGACGCUUCCCACACCCGCUCAAAGAAAAAAUCGAAGGGUAACGUACCAGCACCAGGCCCCACGCACCAGGGCAUGGGAGUAACGGAGCAAACAGGGCAAAGAGGCGGCAUAUGGGCAGACAGCCAGUCGUACAAAAAAACAAAGGCAACAGCAAAGCGAGAUCAAGGUACCCAACACAGCAGAG
Molecule: messenger RNA, 266 nt
Organism: Ectocarpus sp. CCAP 1310/34
Lineage: Eukaryota; Phaeophyceae; Ectocarpales; Ectocarpaceae
Source: the annotation of a GenBank genome assembly